Messenger RNA from Talpa occidentalis (Iberian mole), 1839 nucleotides. It is a transcript of the gene CLDN8, whose product is annotated as claudin 8. Bases 148 to 825 code for a protein of 225 amino acids. Gene Ontology annotation, biological process: bicellular tight junction assembly; cell adhesion. Gene Ontology annotation, molecular function: structural molecule activity. The transcript has a single exon. Lineage: Eukaryota; Metazoa; Chordata; Mammalia; Eulipotyphla; Talpidae. Gene Ontology annotation, cellular component: plasma membrane; bicellular tight junction. The record is from RefSeq and is a predicted model, not a curated record.
UUAAUCUAGAAAGAAGCAGUAAAGCAGCUUUUAUUUGAAAAACCCCUGGGUUCAGAGUUCAUUGCAGCGGGAAAACUGUUCUCUCCUGAGACGCAGGACUUGGCUUCGGAGCAGUGGGACCAGCUGAGGAGUCCCUCUUAGCGGACCAUGGCGACCUAUGCCCUGCAAAUUGUGGCCCUGAUGCUCGGUGGUAUCGGCCUGGUGGGCACUGUGGCCGUCACCCUGAUGCCACAGUGGAGAGUGUCCGCCUUCAUUGAAAGCAACAUUGUGGUUUUUGAAAACCUCUGGGAAGGACUGUGGAUGAACUGCAUGCGGCAUGUGAACAUCAGGAUGCAGUGCAAGGUCUACGAUUCCCUGCUGGCUCUGUCUCCGGACCUGCAGGCCUCCAGGGGGCUGAUGUGCACCGCCUGCGUGCUGUCCUUUCUGGCUUUCAUGACGGCCAUCCUGGGCAUGAAGUGCACAAACUGCACGGGAGACGACGAGAAGGCGAAGAGCUACAUUCUGCUCACGGCUGGCAUCAUCUUCAUGGUCACCGGCCUCGUGGUGCUCAUCCCGGUGAGCUGGGUUGCCAAUUCCAUCAUCAGAGACUUCUACAGCCCCAUAGUGGAUGUUGCCCAAAAGCGGGAGCUCGGGGAAGCUCUCUAUCUCGGCUGGACCACCGCCCUGGUGCUCCUGGCCGGAGGGGCUCUGUUCUGCUGCGUCUCUGGCUGCAGUGACAAGAGCAGGAGCUACAGAUACACCAUCCCAUCCCAUCGUACGACCCAAAAGAGCUACCACGGAGAAAAGAAAUCAUCCAGCGUCUACUCAAAAAAUGCGUAUGUGUGACUGCGUUUUUUAGCUUUACAUGCCAGUGACUAAAAUGUCUACUGUUUUCUAAAAAUGCAACCCAAAGAAACAUUGAUUUGCCCUUCUUAACUGCCUUGUCUAAAUGACAGGAACUGCACGUCAGCUACUUAGGAUUCUAUAAGCUAUUUUCAGCAGAAUGACAUGUUAUAGACAUUGCUUUGAUUGUUCUAGGAAAUGCAGCAAUUUGUUUCUGAAAUGCUUCAUGUAUUUUUUUUUCUUUUUAUCAGUUCCUUCAAAAUCACAUUGUUGAAGAUGAUUUUAUAACUGUGGUUUCUCUCUGAUUUAGCAUUAUGUAUAUAGAAGGGUGUGUGAUGUUUCUAUCUUUCCUAAGUAGAGACAGGCUCAUGUGGUCUAUUUUAAAUGAAAUACUGAUCCAUGGCACUGAAUAAAUAGAAUUCAACUAUUGCUUUUCAGGGGAAUCGGGGGUAAGAUUAAAGAAGGUUAAUAUUAAUUGUUUAAAAACAACUUAGCAAUGAACACUCCCGAUUUAUAAUGAAGGUUAAAAUGAAGGCUUUAAUCGGCAGGGUAAAGGAAGCUAAAAUGCUUUCUGAUAUCCCAUUUUUAGCGUAGGAGUUAGAAAUCCUAACUCGUUCUUUAUCCUCUUUCCCCAGAGGCCUUCCUUUCUUGUAUAUUAAAUUAACAUCUUUAAAAGGCAGAUAUUUGUCAAGGGGCUUUGCAUGCAAACUACUUUUCCAGAGUGAUCUUAAGAAGAAAGAUAAAAGUGUGGUCUGAGAAAAUUUGAAGACUUGAAGAAGAGAGAGUACUUUUCCCUCUUAAGUUGAAGAAUGCAUUUUGACAUGAUCUUAUAUGGUGAUGAAAAUUUUAGUAACUACUUGAAUACAGACUUCGGAGCUUAAUCAAUAUAAAAAAUGGGACAAAAACAAUUCUACUGAGACAUAAAAAUGUUCUUUGUGUCCCCACAAUUCAAUAUAAUUCAAUUUGAAAGUUUGUAACUACCUUUUACUAGUAUAAAUAACUAGUUUUUAUCUGCUU